This is a messenger RNA of Scophthalmus maximus (turbot), 1754 nucleotides long. Its product is annotated as odorant receptor 131-2-like. Gene Ontology annotation, cellular component: membrane. Gene Ontology annotation, biological process: G protein-coupled receptor signaling pathway. Gene Ontology annotation, molecular function: G protein-coupled receptor activity. The transcript is spliced from 2 exons. Lineage: Eukaryota; Metazoa; Chordata; Actinopteri; Pleuronectiformes; Scophthalmidae. The record is from RefSeq and is a predicted model, not a curated record. Bases 1023 to 1754 code for a protein of 243 amino acids.
CACACACACACACACACACACACACACACACACACACACACACACACACACACACACACACACACACACACACACACACACACACACACACACACACACACACACACACACACACGUUCCUGAUCCCAUGACAUUUGCAGUAACUUUUGUAUAUAUAGUGUUGUAAAAGACAUCAGACUUAAGGUACGUAUGAUUGUUGUAAGUGACCAACACCAAGGUGGGUGAGCUUUUCUUUCACUGUUAUUCAGUGUGCAUAAGGAGACAGUAUAUUGAUCAUUGUCCUUUUUUAUUUUAUUUUUAUUUACCUAUUAUCAUACAAUAUUUCUCAGUAACCUGUUUUGAACCUUGUUGGAUUCAUUGUUUUCAUAUAGUGUGUUCAGACACACUGGAUUCAGGAUCCUGGUUUUGUUCAUUAUGGCUCACUAGGACACUCGAAGCAGCAGUAUGUAUAUUAUGUCAAAAUGUAUAUCAUAAAUGGGUAUUAAAAAAAAAGUUAAGACACAAAUACAGCCAAAUAUAUUGAACUUAAAUUAAGAUAUUUUUACAUUUAAAAUAUAAACAUAAAGGCUCAUCUUUUCCGUAUUGUUUAUUCUGUAAAAUACGAUAACGCUGGGACCAAUUUAUCUGUGAAAGGCAGCUGAUGAAUCACUCGGGCUCAAACUCUUUUCUGUUCUAAUGUACAAUAUGAUAUGUCUCGGAUGAAACAGGUUUGACGGACUCGGGUCCUUAGAGCCAUGAGCCUUUCAAACGCUGGCAGAAAUUCCACAGUGCCUUCCAGCCGGGACAACAUACAAACAGCCAUAACCAAGAAUGUGAUCACUGUGGUUCUGUGCAUCUCCAUCGUCUACAUCAACAGCACCCUUGUGCACACGUUCAAGAAACACCAGGUCUGAUUCUCGUCUCAUUCAUUUCAUCCCUUAAGUCAUAAACACCACACUGUGUCUCAUGUAAUCACCUGCACUGUGUCUGUUCUUUUCUUCUCGUGUCCUUAUCACUGCUGUGCUCCCCUGCAGGUUUUCAACAUGAACCCUCGCUACAUCCUCUACAUCCAUCUGGUGAUCAAUGAUAUAAUCCUGCUGACCAUCUUCACCCUCAUGCAGGUGCUGAGUUACAUCGUCUUCACUCUCAAUGUGUGCUUUUGCAUAGUUCUGCUCAUGACUGCUAUAUUUUCGAACUUGAACAAUCCUCUGACACUUGCCGUUAUGGCAGUAGAGUGUUACAUCGCCAUAUGCUUCCCGCUCCGCCACAACCAGAUCUGUACGGUCAAGAAGACGUAUAUCGUGAUCGGCGUGAUAUGGGUGCUGAGUACACUUUCCGUCCUGCCAGAUUUAUUUUUCACCUUGGCCACAGAGUCCGUGGAAUUCUUUCAUUCCAGAGUGUUCUGCCUGAGGGACAACAUUUUCAGGAACCCCAGUCUCAAAGAGAAGAGAGAUACAUACAACUACGUGUUUUUGGUCAUUGUUUGGCUCACGCUUUUCUAUUCAUACUUCAGGAUCCUGUUCGCUGCACAGGCAGUGGAUACAGACGCCAAGAAGGCAAGGAACACCGUCCUCCUCCACGGCUUCCAGCUGCUGUUGUGUAUGCUCACCUAUGUUGUCCAUCUCAUGAUAAAAAGUGUCACAUACAUGUUCCCAAAAGAGGUGACGGCCGUUCGCUUCAGCAUCUCCAUAUUUGUUCAGGUCCUGCCUCGACUAGUCAGUCCGGUUGUUUAUGGGCUACGAGAAAAAAGUAAAAUAGACGAUAAAGUACCAUAG